UAUUACCCUUAUACCCGCGUCCUACCUAUUCCCUCGGUCUCGGUCAAAUUUAGAUCCAAAGGUCCGAAGGAAAACAGAAAAGGCCUUGAACAUGAGCGGCCCCGACAAGAGUCUACUGGACCGCUUGAGCGCGCUGAAAGGCGGCAGUCCCGGAGUGUCAUUGGACAGGUCAUCAAAGUUUUCUAUUACAAGUGCCCUGAAUGUCUCCCUCACGGGCAUCGAGCCAGCGAAGCCGCCCUCGAGGGAGGACGCACUGGCCGCUCGGUUGAGGUCUCUGAGAAACACACCCGAGCGCGAGGAACCGCCCCAGCAGUCCGCAAAGGUCACCACACCAGCGAGCUCUCGUCUCGGUCAGCAGUCUCCGGCGUCCCCAUCUCGGGCAUGGUCCCACACGGGCGGACCACAAUCAGCAGCAACAGCACCGCCCCAGUCACAGCCGCAGCAGCAGCAUCAGUCCUCGAGAUCGUCCGCGCCGUCGUCCACCACCGCUCCGGCUCCGGCGGCUCCGACGGUAGAAGCGGGGGAUGAUGACGUCGAUCCCCUCCUACAAACAGAUGACCAGACCCUCGAGGAUCUGCUCAGCGAUGAGGACUUUGGUGGUGCGCCGCAGCAGUGGCAAUCCGACCCCAAAGAUGAGUCCGCCAAGGUGAACGCCCUUCUAGAAGAACUCUCGAAGACUUCGGUCGACCCAUCCCGGGGCAAUGGGCAGGACCACUCUGAUGAUGACUCGGAUGGCGGGGAAAUGGGCCGCGAGGUGAAUGACCUGCUCACACAGGCUCUGCAGGAGGCGAAGUACAACUCUAGGCGUGACCCUAUUGCACCAGUGUCGGGCGAUGAGGGCCAAGAUACUUCGCGGGAAGAUCUUCAGGGUGGAGGUGACGGCGGCAAGGGGCUCUCCCUCCCCUCUGUACCUUCAACCAUCGCAGCCCCCAAGGCAGACGACGAAGCCCAAGGCGGCGGCGACAGUGGCCUCCCCGACCUAGGGCUUCCCUCCGUCCCAUCCAGCGCUCCCAAGCACGACGCCACAUCAGACUUUAACAACGACAUCGCGGCCCGCAUGGCCGCGCUCAGCGGUCUCGGGGGACCCUCGUCAGACGGCGGCGGCGGCGGCGGCAUGGGUCUCCCCUCCGUACCGACCUUCCAGCCCGCAGACCGCUCCGUGAAGCAGAAGCGUCUGACGUCUAAGACGGGCUAUACGGACGAAGACGCCGCGACGUGGUGUACGGUCUGUCUGGAGGACGUCACGCUGCAGUGCCUGGGCUGCGAGGACGUCUACUGCACCAGAUGCUGGCACGAGAUGCAUGUCGGUCCGGCGGCGGCCUUUGACGACCGGACGCACAAGGCCGUCCGAUUUGUCAAGCCGGGUAAGGAUAGCGAAAGACGGGUCAUGCUAGGAGCGUCAUGAGGAGAACAUGUAAACAAUGUUUGUGCAUUCUGUGUCGCUUAAACGAAAUGAAAGACUACCGACCCAGCCCCUUCCCUUCCCGCCAUCGUGUGUGUGCCUUGACCCGUGUCGUGUUCCAA
Molecule: messenger RNA, 1524 nt
Organism: Colletotrichum acutatum
Lineage: Eukaryota; Fungi; Ascomycota; Sordariomycetes; Glomerellales; Glomerellaceae
Exons: 2
Coding region: 92-1405 (437 amino acids)
Source: RefSeq, a predicted model, not a curated record